Oryzias melastigma (Indian medaka) is the source of this 6221-nucleotide messenger RNA. RefSeq names its product GDNF family receptor alpha 4a (gene gfra4a). Gene Ontology annotation, cellular component: signaling receptor complex; external side of plasma membrane. The transcript is spliced from 8 exons. NCBI's taxonomy places the organism in Eukaryota, Metazoa, Chordata, Actinopteri, Beloniformes, Adrianichthyidae. Gene Ontology annotation, molecular function: signaling receptor activity. Bases 1248 to 2546 code for a protein of 432 amino acids. The record is from RefSeq and is a predicted model, not a curated record. Gene Ontology annotation, biological process: nervous system development.
GUGUUGAAGUUUGCAGAGCCCUGACCGUUUAAGAAAAGAAGUGAGUGAAUGAUGUGUAAAGUUUCUUCUGUGUGAAUGACAGACUUGUUCUGUUUUUAUGGUUGUUCUCGUGGUUUUCCUGCACAAACAUGGAUUUUGAUGUAAGCUUCUGAGUCAUUCUGUAAAAACAUCAAAUAUUAGCUUGAGGAGCCAAAACUGCUCCCAAAAGUACUGAUGAAAAAUGAAUGUGUCAGCUGGAGCUCGGAAAUAAUUCAGACUUUGACCAGAAUAACUAGAUAAAGACAGCUGUCGGAGCUGAGGUACUCUUCAUGAUUUAUGGAGAGCAGCUUCUGUCAGAUUUAAAUUAAAAAAGUGGAUUUUUGUCAGAGUGACUGAAGAGCUGGGUGUCACGCCUCAGUAAAAACCCAGAGCCAGAUGAAUUCUUUGGGUUGUGUUGUGACUGGAGAGCAGCGCGAGCCCUCCUGACAGCAGGUGCAUCAACAGCCCACACCGGCUGCAGGAUGGUCUGCUUCAUUUGGAGCGCAUCUCUGCUCAGCUGUCUGCUCCUCCCGCGCCUCAUGGGCCCCUAAAAGAUCCCCCCAACUGUCUCCAAAUGGGCUGCCGUGGUUCAGGUGGACUGUGGCCCCCCUUCUGUCAGGAGAAUAGCCUAUUUUCAGACAAGUGUCCUCUUUGGAACCAUGCGUCGUCUCCUAUCUCCUUUUUUACGGCGGCAGGAAAAUAGGCCAUCGAUUGAACUUGUCCCAUUUCAGCUUUGGGCAAAAUUGGAUUUUGAAACGAGCUGCGUUGGGCACCUCUGACCAGCCGGCCCGCGCGGGAGAUCACGAGGAGUGAGACGCAGGUCAGAGUGCGCAACGGCGCAGCCUCGAUUCCUCCGCAGCUUCCGCGCGGCGCGCAGGUGUAGGCGAGGAGGAGAGGAAACGCGCGCAGGACGGACGGAGACGGAGUCUGGGAUGCUCCCUUCCACGUGAAGAGCGAACACUUUCCUGCUGUUGUGCGUGCGGAGCGGAGCGGCGCCUCGGCUUCUCUGGGAGACAAAAGUUUGACUGUUCAAAACAAUGCUGUUCUGCUGCGCGGCUGCUUCUUUGCGCAGAGCUGUGGAUUCCGGCGUGAGUGGCCAGUCAUCACUCGAGGAAUAACUGCCGUUCUUUUGGUCUUUCUUUCGGUGACAGUUACGGCGGAGGGCUUUAAUUCCGCGCGCCAGCUCUCGCUCGGGAUUGCAUCCAUUUGAAUUACCGUCGCGCACCAUCAUGGACUUCCUCGGACUGUACUUUCUGCAGCUGGCUCUGCUGGGAGUCCCACGCCUGGUUCUGUCUGCAGGCGGGAGCGACUGCCUGCAAGCUGGAGACACCUGCUCCAGUGACGACACCUGCAGCCCACGACUGCGCACCCUCCGGCAGUGUGUAGCGGGAGACGGCAGCGUGAAACUGGGGCCCGGGGCGCGCAACCAGUGUGACAAUGCCAUGAAGGCGCUUCUGUCCACACCUCUCCACGGCUGCCAGUGCAAACGUGGAAUGAAGAAGGAAAAGAACUGCCUGAGCAUCUACUGGAGCCUCCACCAGUCGGUGCUGCACGGAUUCAGCCUGGUGGAGAGCUACCCGUAUGAACCAGAGGACAAGGCCUCUGACUACGUCCGCCUGGCCUCCAUCGCUGCAGAGUCUGAGGUAACAACAGUGAACCGCUGCCUGGAUGCUGCCAAGGCAUGUAACAUAGAUGAGACGUGUCACAAGCUUCGCACGGAAUACGUGUCAUCCUGCAUUCAGCCGUCAACACACUCUGGGCCCUGUAACCGACCAAAGUGCAAUAAGGCGCUGAGGAAGUUCUUUGACCGCGUUCCUCCCAACUACACUCACGAGCUGCUGUUCUGCCCGUGCACUGACACGGCAUGUGCGGAGCGCCGCAGGCAAACCAUCGUGCCAUCCUGCUCCUACGAAGAGAAGGAGAAGCCCAACUGCCUGAUGCAGCUGCGGAUCUGCAAGUCAGACUACAUCUGCAGGUCCCGCUGGAGGCAGUUCCAGCACGACUGCGAGCCCUCCGAGCUGAGCGCCAGCGGCUGCAAGCAGGACAACUUCGGAGCAUGUCUCCUGGCCUACAAUGGCCUGAUAGGAAGCACAAUAACACCCAACUAUCUUGACAACUCCACAUCCAACGUGGGGCCCUGGUGCUCGUGCUCAGCAAGUGGGAACUACAGGGAUCAGUGCAGCGACUUCCUCGCUUUCUUCCAAGACAACGUUUGCCUGAAAAAUGCCAUCUCAGCAUUCGGGAACGGCUCAGACGUGAAGACAAGUGAGAGUCAACAAGGGAUGCCCAGUCCGGCUGCAGACAGCCACAGCCCACACUUCUCCACCGCGGCUCCAGGCGUCUCCAUGGAAACAGAGCACAAUGUUCUACGAGCACAGAUACCUACUCAGGUCAAUGAGAACGAAAGAUUGUGGGGCGAUGAAGGUGACUCCACUCUUCCCUCCCUUUCUGGCGGGGGCGUCCAACCCCCCUGCGUCUCCCCGCUGCUCAUCCUGGGCUGGCUGCUGCUCCUGCUGUCCCGUCCGUAAGAGACCCUGAGCUGGCAUCCACAGACUGCGCUCCAGAUCUGGGUGGAAAACGGGGGAGUGAGAUGGAGCCUGACUGGAAAACAUCCAUUUCUUUGUGUCAGAUGAUGUUCGGGGGAGACGGGUCCCCACUUUCCCCCUGUCCUUUGUCACUAAAACCACACUAUCUCUUUUUGUGAAUCAUGACUCAGAGCAGAUGUGUUGUGAACCCUGCGCCCCUGAAAGAGCGCCACCCAAGGGGAAAAAACAGGAAACACACUCGACAUACCCAGCUUCACGCCUGCCCGGGCACAAACUCUGACACCAACAACGCCGUCGCUCAUCUGACAGGAACGUCCACGCCUCAGAACAUGCACAGAAGAGAGACGCUGAAGGUGUGGUGCCGGAUAUGUCAAAAGAUAAACAUAUAAAUAUAUAAAUAUAUGAAAAUAUAUACAAAACUCUUCUGUUCUCGAACAUUCCUUGAUGUAAAAAAAUAAAUGUCAAGAGUUCUUCUCUCAGAUGAAGAUGGAGAGAUUUUUGGUGGAAUGUGCGUGAUGGUGAACACACAGCACUCUGUCCAUUCAGCUUUAUUUUCAUGCCUCAUUUGCUUUCUAAAUGAAUGUUAGACGUGUCACAGGAGUCACGGCACAAACACAUUCCCAGGUUUUUGUGAGAACAUUUUAACAAGAUCAGGCAGAGGACCUACAGUACUUUAGCAGACCUUUUUCAAUGCUUUAGAUCAUUUGGUAUGAAAAGAUGUCUCUUGUAAAUUCUUGGUUUGCCACUUUGGAAGGAAAGUCUUCAUCUAUGCGUUCAUUAAGCUUUAAGUGUGAGGCCUGCUGAGUCGUUCCCGUCUCAAGUGUUAAAAAAAACAAAAAAAUAUUGUGUUUGUGAUGAUGCAGCAGGAGAUGGACACAACUUUCUAUUUUUUAAAUAUAUGUGAACUCUGUCUCAAAUAAACGGAACGUCGGAUGUGUCCGCGGCGCCCCCUGUCUGCCGGGACCCCAUCAGCUGGACAUGACGGCUCAAAGUGUGUCACAGUUAAAUGUUCUGCUGGGGCAGUUUGUGGCAGAAUUCAGAAUGAAGCCAAACACAGGAGAGACAUCAACAACAUCCAUUUCAGUUUAAUGAAAUUAUCCUCAAGACGCCCUCAGAAGAGCAGAUGGAAAAGGGCCAGUUCACCCACGGCAUACGCAAGAGAGACAGUCUCUGUUCUCAUGGCCCACUUUGGUUCUGGUCAAAAUAAAUAUUUUGUUGGAUUAUUGAAGCCAAAGCUCCACUGUGAACCUCUAAAAACAUUCAUUGUUUUUGUUUCUUAUGUGUGAUGUGUUUUCUGGAUGUUCUAAAUUCAAAUUCAGACCUUUAAUUUCCACUUUAAGGCGAUUCCCAUUCACUGACCACUGUAUUAGGCUCACUCAUUGACACAAACAGCUGAUCAAACGAAAGUGCAAAAGUGGACAAUAGCAGAGUAGAAAAGUGUCAGGAUUUUAGCUUCAACUUCCAGAUGUUUGGAUCAGAUUAUCAGAAAUAUAAAACAUGGAUUCAUCCAGUCUUGUAUGGACAGCUCUGGCUGCUGCUGCUGCUGGUGGUGGUGGUGGUGUAGUGGUUUGGGGGAUAUUUUCGGGCCCAACAUUUCUAACUGUGUUGUAGCUGAUCACAUCCAUCCCAUCAUGUUUUCAAUUUCAUAAAUCUUCUUUUUGGCAUUUAAAGCUCAGAUCAUCUUCAGCAGGUUUCCUGAACUGACCCUCAUCACCAGACCUCAGCUCAGUAGAGAAUCCCUUGAGUUGAGGGAAAGCGGGAGAUUGCGCAGCAACUGUGUGAUGCUUUCAUGCCAGAGUGAACCAUAACUUCAGAGGAUGGUUUCAGCUCCUUCAACCUCAAACGAUUCAUUCAGAUCUGAAGGUAAACAGAGGUGGAACCCAUUACAAAUGCAGAAAGGGUGAACGCUGUGUAUCAGAAACAUGGUUUAUGGCUUAAAAGUGAACACUCCUUAAAAUCAUUUUAAGUGUUUAAAAAUGCUAAUUUUAAAGCAGCAUUGCAAGUGAUUCACCAAAACUAAGAGAGUUUAUUAAAAAGAAAGCUAAAAUCCAACACAAUCCACCAAUGUUCAGAAUAGAGUUGCCCCAACCGAUUAUUUUCAUAGUAGACUAAUCACUGAUUGUUUUUUUCUGAUUAGUCGACUAAUCGGGUCAUGCACAAAGUGGAAGAAAAGCACACAUCUUAACAAUCAUUAGAUUUGAAUUAACUAAAAAUAAAGAUAAUUAAGAUGAUAGUUUAUUAAACCUUUAAUGAAUCAUGCAGCUUCUGUCCUUCGUUAGUUUCUGGGAUUAAAGCAAGAUAAAAUGGAAUGAGAGAUAUAAGGAAUAUACUUUCCAUCAAACUCAUUUUGACAGGUGCCCCGCCCCUCAAGAUGAUGUAACAAUUUAAUAUAAAUUCUAUUUAUAGAUGGUAUAUAGGGUCAAAGGUCACCUGUCAACAUGAGUUUGAUGGAAAGUAUAUUCCUGAUCUCUCUAAUAAAGUUGGCAUCUGAAACAAGGAAGUGUUUUUCACUGCAGAUAAAGUUUUUGGUCUCAAUGACUCAAAAAUAACAAAAUAACAUUUUUUGGUGCUGAACCCUCACAACUUUGUCCAAAUGUAUUAUACUUUGACUCCUUAUAAUAUAAAGUAAUGACUAAUCGACUAUUAAAUUAGUUGUGGACUAUUCUAAUUAGUCGUCUAAUUGUGGCAGCUCUAGUUCAGAACAUAUUGUUUAAUAUAUUUAAGUCUCACUCUGAUCAUCUUUUGACCUAUUGUAAAAAUCUUCCCAUUGUUUUUUUUUUUUUAAUAGUAUAAUUGUUCCGUUUUUAGCCAAAAUCUAAAAACUUGUGUUGUUUUCUAGAACAUAGUUUCUGCAAAGCGGCAGGAGUCCAUUCACCUCUGAGUUGUUACUAUGGAGAAAGUCCGCAUCCUUCCCAUCAUCCAUCUAUUUACACAUUCUCCCACUAGCUUACAGCCCCUCACUCCCCCAACCAACAUUACUGAUGCAACAAAAUGGUGAUGAAUAUCAGAGCUAUCCAGCUGUACAGCUUAGAUCCAGAUGUUUUCAUCACACAUUUUUUACCAGUGGCUUCUUUUCAUCUGCUCCUGAUUCCCUACAAUAUGAUUAAAGAAAUACUCAGAAAUUGAGUUUUAGGCUCAAUUUUGUUUAUACAUGUCCUCCAUCAUGAGAAUAAUGUCACAAGAACAUAUUAAAAUAGGAAAAUCCCGACUGUCAUCAGCAUGGGUGUUAAAGGAGAGCAGAUUGAAGGAGCGCGUCUCAUGAAAGGAUGUGGCUGCAGUGUUUUAGUUGAUCUGCUGCUUUGGGAGCGACUGAAGUGUGUUUGGCUGAACUGGCCCUUUGAGUUUGUCACAGUUGUGGUGAUGACAGGGCAAAGGUUCCACCCCAUGAUGAAUCUUCUGAGGCCAUGACCUUCAUAUUGACCUUUUUGUUACAUGCAUCAUGUAAUUGUAAGGAUGUUAUAAUAUAGUGUAUACUGUAAGCUACACAGUGUAUGCCAUAUCUAUGAUGUCUGGAGUGGACUAUUCAUACCUUGGGUAUAAAUAAAAUGGGAUUUAACCAAAUAUUUUCUUUGAGUGUCAAACAGUUUCAAUUUCUUCUGACGCAUACAAACAUGCGCAUCAAAAACUUGAAUAAAUGGGACCCCUGGUGUAAACAAA